CUCAACCUCACUACACACACUCGCAGGUCACAUCGAAACGGUUACAGCCUAGUCCAUCGACCAUUCGCCCCUCUACUCACGCUUUUCUCAGGCGGUUAGUGGAGCAGCAAACACUAAGGAAACACUCAUAUUCCGUCAAGAAUCAUAUAAGCGCACGUGUUCCAGGGUCAGCAGUUCGCCCUUGGCUGCGCAGAGCGAGGCUUGUUUCCUUCGAUCUCCUCUAUGGUCUCCACUGCCACUUGCCACCUUCACCUCAUCGCUGGCCAGCCCGCCAGCAUGCACCUGUCGGUUCACUGACACCGGCUUACCUCCUUCCCCAUUUCGUGGAAGCAAACAAAAAACGUCUUCUCGUGAGACUCCCGCCUGUCGAGCUCAGCGCACGUAUACAAUUCGAUGCUCGAGAUCAUCGGGACCCGAGCGGUCCAGCUUGUUCACACGGACAUCACGGAUGUCUCCAAGGCACUUAGUGUGCUUGGGUUCUUCAUCGUUGGAUACGGCCUCAUCAGCUAUGUCGUUAAAGAGCGGCUCUAUUUGAGCGAGCCUCUCAUUGCCGUCACCGCAGGGAUCAUCACAGGUCCCUAUGUCCUUGGCUGGGUCGACCCUCUCUCCUGGGGCGACACCGAGACGACGAACUACAUGACCUACCAGUUGACCCGCAUCGUGAUCGGCGUGCAGGUUCUUUUCUGCGGCAUUUCUCUCCCUGCCAAGUACCUCCCCAAGAAUGGCCUCUCUCUCUCCGUGCUCCUCAUCCUCGUCAUGACAUGCGCCUGGUUCACCUCAGCCUUACUCAUUUGGGGGAUCAUCCCAGGGCUCUCUUUCCUCGAGAGCCUAUGCUUGGCCGCAGCUGUAACUCCGACAGAUCCUGUCCUCGCCAACAGCAUCACCAAGGGGCGAUUCGCGGAAAAGCAUGUGCCUGUCAAUGUGCGCAACAUUCUCGUCGCAGAAAGUGGCGCAAAUGAUGGCCUCGGCUUCCCGUUUAUGUAUCUCGCCAUCUACCUGAUUCAGCGCCUGCCCGGAGGCGAGGAUGAGGGUCUGAGCGUCGGUGAUGAAAUUGGCCGUUGGGGCUAUUCGGCCGUGCUUUACCAGAUUGGCGUGUCCAUUGCAUACGGCGCAGUCGUCGGUUACAUUGCACGCAAGACGCUCAAGUGGGCCGAAGCUCGACAGUACAUUGACAAGGACAACUUCUUUGCUUAUGGUUUGGGACUCGCCCUCUUUGUCCUCGGUACGACCGGUCUCUUUGGCUCUGAUGACAUUCUUGCCUGCUUCAUCUGCGGCAACUCGUUCACGUACAAUGACUGGUUCCGCCUACGUACAGAAGACAACGACACACAGGACAUCCUGGACAUGCUGCUCAACACGGCCGUCUUCAUCUACAUUGGCGCGAUCAUCGAUUGGAAACAAUACGUUCCCAGCGGCAAUUUUCUGCAGCUUGAUGCUUGGAGAGUCAUCGUGCUCUCUAUCACACUGCUAAUCCUGCGCCGUCCCCCUUGGGUCAUUUCGGCCACCAAGUUGAUCCCGGCUCUGACCAAUUUGAAAGAAAGCUCUUUUGCUGGAUGGUUUGGCCCUAUUGGAGUCAGUUCUGUCUUCUACAUCCAAGUUGCUCUGCGUGAGCUUCCGGAAGCCUCAGAACGGCUUCGGGCGGUCUACGCACCUGUUGUGCUCUUCAUCGUCUUUGCCUCCAUCCUCUGUCAUGGCAUUACUGUUCCGGUAUCCAAGCUGGGCCCGUCGAUCCUCAGAAGGACGACAACAUUAACUCAGACACGCUCCAUCACGUUCACCUCGCGACCAUCCUCGCGCGUCAACUCAAUCACUGAAGGAGGCGCCAAUGGCCGAGGCGGCGGUAUGUCUGAGGUCAGAGAGGUUUGGAACCCUUUCUUUGCUUUGUGGGAUGGUCUUGUGCAUUGCGCACUGUUUUGGCGCAAAGACAGUUUCUGGCGCAAGCCUCCAGCAAGAAAAACGCAAUUGUCUGUCAUGAAGGGCAAGAUCAUCUCGGCUCCAACUCACGCACAGAGGCAGCAUGCUAUCGAGGACGAGUCGGAAACCGAUCGCUCCGGCUUCUCUUCGAGCUCAGCAAAAGUACUGAAUGAGCGCAGCGAGAGCGCAUCCGAUGAGGACGCGGGUCCCGAACCGGCAGCCAGCCGUGUCACGCGUCCGCCUCCGCCUGCAAUGGAGCUGCCCACCUCGAUGCCGACUAAGGAUGGUGCUUUCACGCCUGUCGCUGCACCAGCGCCAGACGCUGUGCACCCGCAUGCAUCGCGAAUCGCCCACGUCGUCCGCGAGUUCCAGCGUGCUCUCGAGCACGAGCUAACUUGCGAGCGGGAAGCAGCUGUCAAGGAUGCAGCGGAGGGGUGCAGUGCCGAGAUCAGGGCAGCGAUCGCGGCGAAGAAGGCUUAUGCAGCACAAGCACGACCAACCAUGCCCGCAUCAGCCGGCAGCAGCAGCGGCGACAGCGGGAGCGGCGGCUUUGAGAUGCCUAAAAAGACAUCAAUUAAGGCGACGCCCCCCCAAACGCCAGGAAUUCCUUCCGUGCCUGGCACACCUUCAGGCGAGCAACGCAGCAUCCGCUUCACUGACCAACAGGAUUUGCUUAAGGGCACGGUAGCGCGUUUGCGUGAGCACGAUACAUAACGCGCCAACUCUCCACUACAUGUACGCCCAAAGAAAGUGGAACUAUCGCGUAAUGCUCCAGAAAUACAUGAAUCUGCUCGCUGCUAGCAGCCACUGGGUGCAAGGGUGCGCGAUCUGGCUCGAGCUCUAUUCUCUACUGGAUGGCCGCGGUUGAAAAGGUGCAUGUUGGGGGUAUUGAUGGGCCGGGCCGUGAUAGUAAGCAGAUGCUAACUCGAUGUGUAGAUAUUUAGCGCAGUAUGAUG
This is a messenger RNA of Tilletiaria anomala UBC 951, 2870 nucleotides long. RefSeq lists its product as uncharacterized. Gene Ontology annotation, biological process: proton export across plasma membrane; regulation of membrane potential; intracellular potassium ion homeostasis. Gene Ontology annotation, cellular component: plasma membrane. NCBI's taxonomy places the organism in Eukaryota, Fungi, Basidiomycota, Exobasidiomycetes, Georgefischeriales, Tilletiariaceae. The transcript is spliced from 6 exons. The record is from RefSeq and is a predicted model, not a curated record. Gene Ontology annotation, molecular function: sodium:proton antiporter activity. Bases 394 to 2628 code for a protein of 744 amino acids.